AUGAUAGAGCUGGCGCCCAUUUUAAAAAAGGCCUACUGGGUCCUCGCUCUCUGCGGCCUGAUUUAUGUCUCUCUGAUCUUCUCUCUAACAUAUCCCACUAUCCAACGGGGUGUGCUCUAUUCGCAUGGAAUCAAUCCAUCGCGAUUCUACGACGUCAACGAUGUUGAAAACUUUGGGUUCUUGAAAUCUCAGGUACAACCGUUCAACUUACUUACUCCGGAUAAUGCCACCCUAUAUGCAUGGCAUAUCCUGCCCCUUCAUCUUUGCAAAGAGCAUGAGAGAGAGCUUCUCGCAAGCCACAGUUACGGUGUAGCGGAGGAUAUGACCAGAACGGGUGCUUUCAAUUUACUCGCCCGAGAUCCAAAUGCGAGAGUGAUCGUCAACCUUCACGGAAAUGCUGCAAACCUUGGCUCUGGCUAUCGCCCCGGGAUCUAUCGCAAUUUUGUCUCAAUGUCAACGCCGUAUCAUCCUGUUCACGUGAUAGCAUUCGAUUAUAGAGGGUUCGGGCUCUCCACCGGGGAGCCUACAGAAGAAGGCCUGAUCACAGAUGCGCUAACGGUGAUAAACUAUCUCACAUCACCCCCUCUCUCUAUUUCUCCAUCUCGAAUUGCAGUUGUAGGCGAGAGCCUUGGGACUGGGGUCGCUGCUGGACUUGCCGAACGACUUGCUUUUGGAGACGCGUCACCCGUCAAAACUCUCGCCGGAUUUGUGCUUGUCGCCCCAUUCUCGAAUAUUCCCAAGCUCUUAGAGUCAUACUGCAUUAUGGGGAUAUUCCCACCACUCCUCUCACCGCUGAUGGGGUAUCCUCGAUACAAGAAAUACGUGCUCGACCACAUAAUUGAUCGAUGGGAUACUGCGUCACGGCUAGCCAGACUAACAGGUGUAUCCCCACAAUCUGAUUCUGACGCAGAGCAUGAUGAUAAAAACUUCCAUCUCACAAUCAUGCACGCAGCUAAUGACCCUGAUAUUCCUUGGCGCGAAGGUAAAAGAGCGUGGGAAGCGGCUGUUGGAGGUGAGGACGCCGCGAAGUUGGGUACUUUCACUGAGCAAUCAAUUUCAAGUGAUAAUACUACUGAAGUCAAAACCUGGGAACGAAGGGUUGGAUCAGGGCUGAAGAGAGUUAGAUGGCAGAAAGUACGAUAUGGAGGUAUGGCUUCCCCAGUGUCUUCAUCCAAUAUCCCUUCUAAUGAAAGGACCGUUCGGGUGUCGAGAUGGAUGCUGAAUUAUUCACUUUUCUAUCUAGGGCACAAUGAGAUUGCAAGUCUUAGCCCGGCAGCCCUCGCUGUGAUGAAAGUUUUUGAUUAG
Molecule: messenger RNA, 1305 nt
Organism: Coccidioides posadasii C735 delta SOWgp
Lineage: Eukaryota; Fungi; Ascomycota; Eurotiomycetes; Onygenales; Onygenaceae
Source: RefSeq, a predicted model, not a curated record